This is a messenger RNA of Cyprinodon variegatus (sheepshead minnow), 1855 nucleotides long. RefSeq names its product chromosome unknown open reading frame, human C3orf33 (gene miso1). The record is from RefSeq and is a predicted model, not a curated record. Bases 33 to 812 code for a protein of 259 amino acids. Lineage: Eukaryota; Metazoa; Chordata; Actinopteri; Cyprinodontiformes; Cyprinodontidae. The transcript is spliced from 5 exons.
GGCCUGCGGCUCAUCCAGAAAAUGUCAACAACAUGCCGGAGUCCUGGGAAACAGAAACCGAGGAGAGAGGGAGGGACAUCCAACAAAGAGACCCAGAAAACCAGAAGUCUCGUAACGUCGUGUCAUUUAUCUCCCAGUUAGCAGACGAUCACCUGACUCUUGUGCGGAACAUCAGCACUGGACUGGCUGUUACUGGUGUGAUUGUCCUGGCAAAAAGCAUCAGAGUGAUCACAAAAUUUCAAGCUGCAUCUGAGAUCCCUUCCCGUUUCAUUGAGAGGAACGUCAGCCUUCGAGGGAAAGUUCAUUCCGUCACUGAAAGAGGAAUUGAAGUCGAGCACAUCCCAAUUUAUCUGCCAGUCAUCUCUCCAUUACUGUCAAAGCAGCAGGAUGUGUCGACAUCUCGGCUGUGGGUGCAUCUGGCUGGAGUCGAGCUAACACCGGAAGGAAAGAUCUGGCUGCAGAAGAACCUGGUUCCUCCUCAAACUGUUUGGCUAAAGCUUAUCAGCCGACAGGACAGCACUCUGCACUGUUUGGUGUCCCAGAGCAGGGGGUCAAUAUGGAGUUACUGCAUGAACGAAGAGCUCCUCCGGCUUGGCCUGGCUCGCAGGACAACCAUCACAGGGGUCCCCCUAGGCUCGCCUCUCUACUGGCGCCUGCACAAACGGCUACACAGGGCAGAGGUGAAAGCUGAGAAGAAGGGUCUGGGUCUGUGGAAAAAGGAGAGCCUGUGGGAGAGGGCUUCCAUAGCACUCAAAGGCAAUCCUUUACUCAGAUUGAUGCGGAGGAUCUUUAGAAGGACUCGUACUGAGUGACUCAUUAAUCCAAGUCAAACACUGUGUUGCUGGGUGUUUCAAAAGCCACCAUUGUUUAAGGAACCAAAUUAAUUUUAUUGAUAGUUUGUCCACAGCUCAGGUAAGCCUUAAAAGCUUGAAAGACGUGAAACGCACAAGAGAGUCAAAAUUUCUUCCUCUUUCCUUUAUAUAACAAGAAGCCCAACAAAUGAAAUCGCACAUGUUCAAAAUGCUUAUGGAAUCGGAUUAUUCUUUCAGUGAUUGAAAUAAAAAUGCUGUUUAAGGUGCCUGCUUGAAUCAGCACACUAAUCUUUGGGAAUUCAAGUGAUUGGGUAUUGUGUUGACUGGGACUUCCCACGAAAACACAAGGGGCAUAGAUGUGUGUGUGAAAGGGGUGCAGGGGUCAACUUGUCCACAGUUUCUAUGGAGGCUCUAAAUGUAAAAACACAAAGGGUGCUAAAGGCUCAGUUCUAUAUUGGUUCCCCUCAGUCCCCUAUGCGAGCCUUAUAUGUAACAUGUUAGGAGAUUAUUUUAAAUCCUGUUCAUUAUUUUUGGUUUGGCUAAAACGUUGUAUUGUUUUAGCUUUAAAGUGGAAAAAACCAAACAACCAUGAUUUGUAUUUGUACCACUUAAACAUCAAUUAAAAGAAAAGCCCAACGGGGUUAAAAAAAGCAACAAAAAACUGAUCUUUAGCUACUUAUUUCCUUCCAGCCAGGGACAGCACCUGUUUAUCAUCUGUUUGUAGUAAAGCUUAUGUUAUUGUGUAACAUGCAAACAAUCUGCUAGAAUUAUGCACUAUUAGCUUCUUUGUCCAAUCAGUGUAAAAUCAGGAGAGGAGGAGGUCAGCAAAUGAGGGAAAACCAGUGUGCCCAGUGGGGUGCAGGGGUCUUGGUGUAGUGAGAGUUAGCGUCGAAGCAGUGCAUCAAAAAGGACACAAGGGGAUUAAUGCAGAAGGGAGGAGGGUCAGUCGUGGGGGGGAUUUCGAAUCUGAACACAAAGGCAAGAGAGGAGGAGUCACUGGGGAAGGGAACAGGACUUAAGUAGAGGGUUUGAGGAGAGGGGAA